CGAUGUCUCAGUCGUUUGCAGGAGCAGCGUGACACGUACGUCGAAGGAGCUGGUACGAAGCUGGGAACGCGUGCAUGUGGUGUUUUGGUGGCAUGGUGGGGUAGCUGCAUCCCAGACACGGACGUAAUCCUUCCUGCACCAGCAUGAUAAAGCUAUGAGGCCCGCGCUGGCCGGGCUAAAUACCUCAUCUUGCUUCUCCACAGGAACCUUUCUUCUCCAAUUCUUCUCUUCUGCACGCCAAUUGCUCUUCUAAAGCCAUCAUGGUGCACGUCAACCGCGUUUCCACCGACAAGGAGAUUGAGUCUAUCCGCUCUCAGUACGAGAGCAUCGACACUAUCCCCCUCACCGAGGAAGAGGAGCAAGACGACUUCACAGCCACAGUCUAUGGCAGCAAGUAUGCUGGCGAGGACUUGCCCCGCCAUGAGAUGCCUGAGCGUGAGAUGCCGGCUGCGGUCGCGCACCGUAUGAUCAAGGAUGAUCUUACGCUCGAUGGCACACCGACACUCAACUUGGCGUCGUUCGUCACUACUUACAUGGAGAAGGAGGCUGAGGAGCUUAUGGUUGACGCCUUCUCCAAGAACUUCAUCGACUAUGAAGAGUAUCCCGUCAGCGCCGAUAUCCAGAACCGAUGCGUGUCCAUGAUCGCUAGGCUGUUCAAUGCCCCGUCUCACGAUGAUGCCAACACGAUCGGUACCUCGACCAUUGGCUCCUCAGAGGCUAUCAUGUUGGGUGUACUCGCUAUGAAGAAACUCUGGCAGAAGAAGCGCAAGGCUGAGGGCAAGUCGACUGAGAACCCCAACAUUGUCAUGAACGCGGCUGUGCAGGUUUGCUGGGAGAAAGCUUGCAGGUACUUCGAUGUUGAGGAGAAGUACGUCUACUGCACCAAGGAUCGCUACGUGAUCGACCCCAAGGAGGCCGUCGACCUCGUUGAUGAGAACACAAUCGGUAUCUGCACCAUCCUCGGAACCACUUACACCGGCGAGUACGAAGACACAAAGGCUAUCAAUGAUCUCCUCAUCGAACGCAACAUCGACUGCAACAUUCACGUUGACGCUGCUUCUGGUGGUUUCGUCGCCCCGUUCGUCAACCCUGGUCUGCUGUGGGAUUUCCGUCUCGAGAAGGUCUCAUCCAUCAACGUGUCCGGCCACAAGUACGGCCUCGUAUACCCUGGUGUUGGUUGGGUCGUGUGGCGUGACCCUAAGUACCUCCCUCAGGAACUCAUCUUCAACAUUAACUACCUCGGUGCCGAUCAGGCAUCUUUCACCCUCAACUUCUCGCGUGGAGCGUCGCAGAUCAUUGGGCAGUACUACCAGCUGAUCCGCCUCGGCAAGCGCGGUUACAGGAGGAUUAUGUUGAACUUGACCCGCAUCGCUGAUUACCUUGCUGCCAACCUUGAGAACUUGGGUUUCAUCAUUUUGAGUCAGGGGAAGGGCGAGGGUCUGCCGCUUGUUGCUUGCCGUCUCGAUAAAGAUCUUGACAAGAAGUACGACGAGUUCGCUGUGUACGUUGCCCAUCAGCUCCGCGAACGUGGCUGGGUCGUACCCGCUUACACCAUGGCGCCACACUCGGAGAAGAUGAAGCUCAUGCGCAUUGUCGUUCGCGAGGACUUCACCAAGUCGAGAUGCGACGCGCUGAUCUCCGACUUCAAGCUCGCCCUGCAAACACUUGACUCCCUCGACGCGAAGAAGAUCGAGGAACACAAGGAGCACCAAUUCUCCAUGCGCCGCCGCACGACACUGCACCAGCCCAUAGUCAAGAAGAGCACGCAGGAGAUCUAUGGAGACGAGGACCACAGUCUUCAGGGCCAGCACGAGAAGACACAUGCUGUCUGCUAAGUAUCCACAAGGAGUCAGCAUACGUAAUGCCAAUGUUCUCGCAUGAAGUAAUGAUGAGGGUAUAGAUGUGAACUGUCGAUUGGUGUACUAUCGAAGGGCGAAUAUGUAUGGUGCAAGGGCAUGGACGCUGACUAACGAGCUGGUCAGUGAGAGCGCCUGCUGCGCGGGACAAGUAACGACGAGAAUGAAAUAAGCAACGAUGAACAUGAU
Messenger RNA from Macroventuria anomochaeta, 2045 nucleotides. Its product is annotated as glutamate decarboxylase. The transcript has 8 exons. Gene Ontology annotation, molecular function: pyridoxal phosphate binding; glutamate decarboxylase activity. Gene Ontology annotation, cellular component: cytosol. The annotation marks the transcript as partial. The record is from RefSeq and is a predicted model, not a curated record. Gene Ontology annotation, biological process: L-glutamate catabolic process. NCBI's taxonomy places the organism in Eukaryota, Fungi, Ascomycota, Dothideomycetes, Pleosporales, Didymellaceae.